Molossus molossus (Pallas's mastiff bat) is the source of this 1274-nucleotide messenger RNA. RefSeq names its product family with sequence similarity 98 member C (gene TSLIG3C). The record is from RefSeq and is a predicted model, not a curated record. Lineage: Eukaryota; Metazoa; Chordata; Mammalia; Chiroptera; Molossidae. Gene Ontology annotation, cellular component: tRNA-splicing ligase complex. The transcript is spliced from 8 exons. The coding region runs from base 22 to 1083 and encodes 353 amino acids.
UGGCAUACCGGCAACGUUUCUAUGGAGGGGGCCGAGGCACCGGAAGUGGCGGCGGUGGCCCGGGACUUGCAGGCCCUAGGGUAUGAAAACUUCCUGGAGGCGGCGGCGCUGGGCCCCUCGUGCCCAGACUUCAGGGCGCUGUGCGCGCGGCUGGCGGCAGAGCUGGCGACUCUGGGCGCCUUGGAGCGGGAGCGAGAGGAGGGCGCAGAGGCGCUGAGUGUCGGCGACGGCCCCAGCGCUGAGGAGGAAUUCCUGCGACAACUCUCCGGCCUGCUGCAGGAGCUGCAUUGCCCGGACCGCGCGCUCUGCGGCGCAGACUGUCGGACCGCGCUGCGGGAGCGGGGCUCGAGCCUGCGCCUUCUGCGAUUUCUCUGCACAGAGCUCCAGGCUGCCCGCCUCCUUAACCUGCAACCCCAGCCGGGUUCCACCCGGGCAACGCCGCCGCCUGGUGGGGAAGGGGCAGAGGAGGGAACUGGCAUGGUUCAGGAACUGGUCCUUAUCCUCCAAGCGCUGGGGCUGCCCAGACCUACGCAGGGAACCCUCGCCAGCAGGCUGCUGCAAGAGUUGCAUGCCAAGAUCUCAGAGCUGCUGCCUUCCCUGCCCCCAGGAUCCCUGCAGCCCCUCCUAAGCUACCCGCUGGAUGCACCCAGAUGGGAAGCGUUGGAGUCCCUGGGCCAAAGCCUUCGAGGUCAGUAUUGCUGCCGCCGCUGCCUCCUUCUCAAGCGUCUGGACCUGACAACAUCUGCAUUUUACUGGAGUGAUCGGGCAGAGGCCCUAGGGGAGGCCAUGAAGGCAGUGCUGAUCCCAGUUCGAAAGACUCUGACCCCAGAAUCAGAUGUCUCCAUUGCACACAUCCUGGCUGCCCGAGCUGAUCUGUCUCGUCUUGUCCCUGCCACAAGCAAGGAUGCCCGCCGAGGGACCUGCUGUGCCAUCAACAAGGUGCUUAUGGGCAACGUGCCAAACCGAGGGGGCCACCCAAAUGACUUGGAGGCUCCCAUGCCCAGCUGGCAGAGCAGAAGAGAGGCUGGAGGCUGGAGGAAGGCCGGCCGCCAGGGCUGGGGCCGGAAGAAGAAGAAGAAAUAAAGGGGGACUGGUGGUUGGGGUAGGGUCCUCUAUGAGAUGCUGACGCCAUUGACAAUCUCUGGGGAGCCGAUUUGAGGGUCUUUCUUGGUACCUGGCAUCCAGCCCACAUCUCCUGUUCCUGAGGCCCCAGUGUUCUCCCCCACCCACCAUUUAACACCAACGACCAUGUUCUCUGCAAAAUAAAUUUAAUU